AUGAAAAGCAAGCUGAAAACUCUUCUUCGAAAAGGCAACAUUUUAGCACCACCAGAUGUCACAAACCUCAAGGAAUUCCUUAACAAACUCAGCGAGCAAGUGUCUCCCAGCUCUGUCUCUCAUAUAGAGGCUUCCUCUGAAGGCCCAGUCCAUUCCAUUAUAUUAAUUGGAUUCCAUCACAAAAAAGGCAGUAUUGUUGAGUAUAAAUACCCAUCAGAAAAAGAAGAAAGUGAUUUAUUGCCAUAUCUGGCUCUUCCAGACUGCAUCCACAAUGAAAGCGUAUUUUCUAAUUAGUCAGACUUCUUAUAUUUUCUAGUUCAAAUUGGAGGGAAACUCAAAUACUGUGUAAGCUGUUUCAGGCAAGUCCCUAACGAAAAUAUAAGUGCUGAUAUGUCCAGGAACUACGUACAGAAAGCACUAGUAGCCAUAUCAAAUUUACCGUUUUUUGGAAUAAUAUCAUCGAGAAUGCAAGCUACCACCCAUGCGUAUUUUGAACAGAAAAAUUUUGAAAAUACUGAAAUUAUCACUGACAUUUAUAAUUCCUUGACUUCAGGACUGGAAAGCUGUGGUGUGUCGGAUUUAUAUGUGGGGUUUUCAGCAAGGAAGCUAAUUCAUAUGUUUAAAGAAAAAGUAAUGAUGCUUUGGAAGCUGGUCUUACUGGAAGGGAGAAUUGUGAUAUAUUCAAAAAAGCCAAGCCAGUUGUCUUCAGCUGUCUUUGCAUUGCUUUCAUUGUUUCCAGGGCAGUUGUGUUUUGACGCAGACAGCAAAAUUUAUGAAAAAUAUUUAAAAAGCUUGAAAAUGUAUGGGCUGCCCUUGGAGCUUUUUAAUGAAAAUUUUGUAGUUCAUCCUUAUUUUUCAAUUUUUCAGCUGGAUGCCUUGGAAAAGCCUGGGUAUUUGAUAGGCUGCACAAACCAAAUGAUAGUUGAGCACCCAAAAACACAAGCCCAUGCAGUUCUUAAUAUAGAGGAAAACAAACUGGAUAUUUUAUUGCCCAAAAAAUCAGCAAAAUGCAUCAAGCUGAACUCUCAUGAUAAGACUUUUAUGAAAAGCAUUAUCAAGGUAAGGAAUAAUCAGAAAGUUGAUGAGACCUGGAAUGAAAAUGAGGACUGGUUUGGCUCUGAUACAUUAGUAUGAGCAGGCAGCGAUGACUUUAUCAGAUCUGAAUUUCAUAUGUACCUGAAAAAUAAUCUUGCUAACAUAGCAUUAUUGAGGGAAAAACUUAUAGGCGAUAGUGACCUCAAAGAUAUCCCAAGUCUCCCUGAUUUUGAUGAACCUUCUGAAUGUGAAGCCAAUGCCAAUAUUCUUAAAAAACCAAAAAAGAAAUCAAAAUACCAGAAUCUAGACCCGAGGCUCAACAAACUGUGGAAAUUCAAGAAAUAUAUGAAGAGUUUUAGGAUGUCAUUCUUGUAUAGAUGGUCAAGUACGUAUAAUUUUAACCAGUGAAUGAAAAACUACCCGUCUUUUCUGGCAAGUCUUUCAUCUUUUUCAAGUAUUUGCUACUUAGACUAUACAGCACGCAUUAAGAUUUCUUAUGAAAAUGGGGAUGUUUAUACCGGAUCAGUGCUUUCAGGGAAAAAGGAAGAUCACGGUAUAUUAGAAGAAUCCAACGGAAACCGCUAUGAAGGUCACUGGAUUUCAGAUCAGGUAAUUUUCUAUUAGGAGAAGUGGAAUGGGAACUUACACGACUCAAGAUAACCAAUAUGUUUAUGAUGGAGAAUGGCUUGACGAUGAAAAGUCUGGAAAUGGACGAGAAAUUGACCAUGGGGUGCAGUACUCUGGAGGAUUUUCUAAAAAUUUAUAUAAUGGAUAUGGAGUAUAUAUCGACCCAGAAGGAAAUAUGUAUGAUGGAGACUGAUUAGGAGGCAAGAAAAGUGGAGUUGGGCAUUUUAAAAAUUCAAUUGGGGAUUCUUAUAGUGGAGAAUUUUGUGAAGGAGAAUUUCACGGCCAAGGCCAGAUAACCUUUGCAAAUGGAGAUGUAUAUGUAGGCAUGUGAAAACUAGGAAAGCAGCAUGGGAUAGGAGAGUUAAUCACAAAAGGUCAGGAAAGUUUUAGAGGGGAGUUUUAUGAAGGAAAAUUGCAUGGAAGAAUUUCAAUUACUAAAAAGAAUGGAUGCAGGGUUGAUUGCAACUAUUUUGAAGGAGAAAUGAAUAAAGGAUCAGUUGAGAUUUAUUAUGAUGAUGGAAGAGUAUAUCAGGGGUCUGUAGAUGAAGAGCUGAAGCCACAUGGAAAAGGAGUUAUGCACAUGCCAUCAGGGAUCUUUGUAGCAGCAGACUGGGAGCAUGGUGAUCGACUGAUAAGCAGUAAUGAUCUAUAA
This is a messenger RNA of Blepharisma stoltei, 2314 nucleotides long. The record is from the annotation of a GenBank genome assembly. NCBI's taxonomy places the organism in Eukaryota, Ciliophora, Heterotrichea, Heterotrichida, Blepharismidae.